AUGCUGUCAGGCCGGUGGUGGUCAAGUACCCGGGGGAGCCUUGGGCUGGGGCCCCAAAACCCUUCUCGGGGAUCCCAGCUCUGUGCCCUCUAUGCCUUCACUUACACUGGGACAGAUGGCCAGCAAGUGUCCCUGGCUGAAGGGGACAGGUUUCUACUGCUUCGAAAGACCAACUCAGACUGGUGGCUGGCAAGGCGCCUGGGAGCACCCCCCACUUCUCGACCCAUCUUUGUCCCAGCUGCCUACGUGACAGAGGAAUCUAUCCCUUCCCAGAGCCCAACCACCAUCACCCCCAGCCAAUCCUUCUGGACACCUGGGCCAAAGUUGUUUCAUGGCUCCAUGGAGGAGUUGCACCUGUCCCAGGAACCCCCAGGCAGGACCCAGACCACCUCUAAGCAGCCUCCUCCUCUUCCCCCCAAAAUGUGUAGAAGCGUCAGUGUUACCAAUCUGAGGCCUACCGUCCUGAAACCCUUCCAGGAAGGAACAAGUGGCAGAUCCUUCUCUCAGGAAGACUUACUGCCAGAGGCCAGGGCCAAUACGGCAAGACCCCAGCCCCUCAUGUCAGAACACCCCGUGUACUGCAACCUAGUGGACCUUCGCCGCUGUCCUCGGUCUCCUCCCCCAAGCCCUGCGUGCCCCCCACUGCAGAGGCUGGACUCCUGGGAGCAGCACUUGGACCCUAACUCCGGACGCUGCUUCUACAUAAAUUCGCUGACUGGCUGCAAGUCCUGGAAGCCCCCGCGCCACACUCGUGUGCGGGAGAUGAACCCUGGCUCCAUGGAGGGGACGCAGACCUGGAAUAGGGACAGUGGUGUCCUGCAACCUCGGGCAAAGGGCUCAGAAUCUGAUACGGCGACCCUGGAACUGCUGGGCCCCCAGGGUUCACCCUACCUCGGCCAGCGCCCCUCCCAGCUCCACCCCUCAGACCAGCCUUUAGCCUUGGAGCCCUCUCGACCUCUGCCGCAGGUCCUGGAUGACCCCCAUGAGGUGGAAAAGUCGGGCCUGCUCAACGUGACCAAGAUCGCCCUGGGGGGGCGGAAGCUCAGGAAGAACUGGAGCCCCUCUUGGGUGGUAUUAGCAGGUAACAGCUUGGUGUUCUACCGGGAGCCACCGCCCGCCGCGCCCUCCUCAAUCUGGGGACCAGCGGGUAGCCGACCCGAAAGCAGCGUGGACCUGCGCGGAGCCGCCCUGGCCCACGGCCGCCACCUGUCCAGCCGCCGCAACGUCCUGCACAUCCGCACGGUCCCUGGCCACGAGUUCCUGCUGCAAUCAGACCAGGAGACCGAGUUGCGAGCCUGGUACCGCGCGCUGCGGGCGGUCAUCGAACGCCUGGAUCGAGAGAACCCCCUGGAACUGCGUCAGUCAGGUUCGGGGCCGGCAGAGCUGGAGGAGCUGAGCGGCGGGGAGGACGACGAAGAGGAGUCGGAGCCGGUGUCCAAGCCACUGUUGCGGCUCAGCAGCCGCCGGAGCUCCAGUCGGUGUCCCGAAGGAACGGAGCAGAACCGCGUCCGGAGCAAACUAAAGCGGCUUAUCGCAAAGAGACCACCCUUGCAAAGCCUGCAGGAGCGUGGGCUGCUCCGAGACCAGGUGUUUGGCUGCCAGUUGGAAUCACUGUGCCAGAGAGAAGGGGACACCGUGCCCAGCUUUGUGCGGCUCUGCAUUGCUGCUGUGGAUAAGAGAGGUAUAGAUGUGGAUGGCAUUUACCGGGUGAGCGGGAACCUGGCGGUGGUCCAGAAACUUCGCUUCCUGGUGGACAGAGAGCGGGCGGUCACCUCCGAUGGGAGGUACGUGUUCCCAGAACAGCCAGGACAAGAAGGCCGAUUAGAUUUGGACAGUGCUGAGUGGGAUGAUAUUCACGUGGUCACUGGAGCCCUGAAGCUUUUUCUCAGGGAGCUACCCCAGCCUCUGGUGCCCCCAUUGCUGCUGCCCCAUUUUCGUGCUGCCCUUGCAGUCUCUGAAUCAGAGCAGCGCCUCUCUCAGAUACGAGAAUUAAUAGGCUCGAUGCCCAAGCCCAACCGUGACACUCUGCGGUACCUCCUGGAACAUUUAUGCAGGGUGAUAGCACACUCAGAUAAGAACCGCAUGACCCCGCACAACCUGGGAAUUGUGUUUGGGCCAACCCUAUUUCGGCCAGAGCAGGAGACAUCUGACCCAGCCGCCCAUGCUCUCUACCCUGGGCAGCUAGUCCAACUCAUGCUCACUGACUUCACCAGCCUUUUCCCCUGACUGGGGCAAGGAAGAAGACAAAAACAUGUUUCCACUGAUCUCUGUUAGCUACCCUUUGGUGGUGGUGGGGAUAGUGGAUGUUCUGUUUUGAGGACAUCCCAUUAAAUCCUGUGUCUCCCAGA
Neomonachus schauinslandi (Hawaiian monk seal) is the source of this 2348-nucleotide messenger RNA. RefSeq names its product Rho GTPase activating protein 9 (gene ARHGAP9). Gene Ontology annotation, biological process: regulation of GTPase activity; signal transduction. Bases 1 to 2226 code for a protein of 741 amino acids. The transcript has 17 exons. NCBI's taxonomy places the organism in Eukaryota, Metazoa, Chordata, Mammalia, Carnivora, Phocidae. The record is from RefSeq and is a predicted model, not a curated record. Gene Ontology annotation, molecular function: protein binding. Gene Ontology annotation, cellular component: cytoplasm.